AUGACUGUGCUGCGACGUCUCCAGCUUUUAGAGGGUGAACUCUUGAGAAAUACUCGCAUCGAAAUUGUUUUGUCUCCAAGCAUUCCCAGCCAUACAGUCUAUGAUAUUUUGAUGACUUUAGUGUACAUUGCCCUUCUUUAUCAGACUCCAGCUCAGUACAACUUCGACUGGGUCGUGAAGGACGACUACUCCGCCAACGACUACGGCCACCAGGAGUCCCGCGACGGAUACAACACACAGGGAUCCUACUACGUGCAGCUUCCCGACGGUCGCCUGCAGAAGGUCACCUACCACGUGGACGGCGACUCAGGCUACGUGGCCGAGGUCACCUACGAGGGACAUGCUCAAUACCAAGCCCACCAACCCUCCUACCAUCCCACACCUUCCUACCACUCCACCCCUUCUUACCACCCUACACCUGCCUACAGGCCAACACCUUCUUACAGGCCGAGACCCCAUCACUGAGAACCUUAUGUAUAAAUCAUCCACUCAAAUAACAAAAUAAAAAGCACAGAAUCACUAUUUUUUGAAACUCCAUAUGAGGCACACGCAUAUAUAUGUAUGUAUAACUAACACGCAAUUUCCUCAUGUACGAGAGUGCACCUCCAAAUCCAUUUACAGAAUGC
Penaeus chinensis is the source of this 626-nucleotide messenger RNA. Its product is annotated as cuticle protein 19.8-like. Lineage: Eukaryota; Metazoa; Arthropoda; Malacostraca; Decapoda; Penaeidae. The transcript has 3 exons. Gene Ontology annotation, cellular component: extracellular matrix. The record is from RefSeq and is a predicted model, not a curated record. Bases 1 to 465 code for a protein of 154 amino acids.